UCACAGUCACAUGCUCAAGUCAAGCUCGAUCAGCUGACUGCAUUCCUUCCCCUUUUUGAUGGUUCGAUUUUUCUUCUCCAAUUGAACGAUUUCGGGGGGUGAUUAACAUUAUUUAUAUUAUUCAGACCGUUUGGAGUCAAUUGUAAACACCAACCUGAAGCUAGUGUUGUAAGAUUGCCCGUAAAAUAUCGCGGUUUGGGUGAUUGAGUGGAUCAUGAACGGACACGCCAUUCUCUACACCGGGGUCACUUUGGCCUUCUGGAGUACUAUUCUCAUCGUCGGUAUCUGCUACACAAUCUUCGAUCUUGGAUUCCGCUUUGAUGUGGCAUGGUUCUUGACAGAAACGUCGCCCUUUAUGUGGGCAAACCUUGGGAUUGGCUUGGCCAUCUCGCUCUCUGUUGUCGGAGCAGCUUGGGGCAUUUACAUCACAGGUUCCAGCAUCAUAGGAGGUGGUGUAAAAGCACCACGGAUUAAAACAAAGAAUUUGGUCAGCAUUAUCUUCUGCGAGGCCGUAGCUAUAUAUGGGAUCAUCAUGGCAAUCGUGAUAAGUAACAUGGCUGAGAGCUUUAGCGGCACUACACCAGAGACCAUUGGGGCAAGGAACUACCAAGCAGGCUACUCCAUGUUUGGUGCUGGUCUUACUGUGGGCUUCUCCAACCUCUUCUGCGGCAUCUGUGUUGGCAUCGUUGGGAGUGGAGCCGCCCUGGCUGAUGCCCAGAACGGCAGCCUCUUCGUCAAAAUCCUUAUUGUGGAAAUCUUCGGCAGUGCGAUUGGGCUAUUUGGAGUGAUUGUAGCCAUCUUGCAGACAUCGAAAGUAAAAAUGGGUGACUAGAAGAUGUAUCCGCAAGACAUAAGAUCACGAUGACAAGAUCAAUGGAAGACAAAGCUGGAGAAGCAGAUGGAUUGUGUAAAUACAUAGUAAAUUAUUGAAAUGUCUUUUUUGUCUGCGAUUGUUUUUAACCAUUUGCUGAAGAGUGACAUAUUUGCACCAUUUUGUCUUAAAGGAAUGCAACCGAAAGGUUAGAUUAAACUGCAGGUGUUUAAGACAAAAUCCUAUCCCUUUUGAAUAAAAUUAAUGUUCGUAUUACCGCAGUUGUAGGAAAAAAGUAAUUCAUCUCUAGCAAACCUCUUGGCAUUCCCUACAUACUUUUACUGUUGUACCAAAUCUAUUACAGUCAGUAGUAGUAGUAGGGACAUUUUAUUUUAUUACAUUUCUUUAAAGCCAUAUUUUGGCAAUGAGGCCCUGUCUACUUCCCCAGAGUCAGAUAAACUUUUCUGGAAUCUGUGUUCAGUUUGAAGGAAGUUAGAGUUUCAWGAGCCAUCGCAAAUCUGUGAAGAGCUGUUCUGUUCAUUACAUGGAAUUGUGAAAAAUGCCUGUUAAAAAAAAAAAAAAUAUAUAUAUAUAUAUGGUUUGAAGUAUUGAAAUGUUUGUAUGCAAAAGUCAUGGUAUAACAAAGCAAAUUAUUAUAUCUAUGACUAAUGUAAUCCAUAAUGUUUUUCACUAGUUUCAGUUACUAUAUAUUUAUCAAUGACUGGUGUAAGUAACCAGUACUAUAGUAACACUAAAUGAAUCAAAAUGUAUUGAUACAAAGGUGACCUAAAGAGAUAUUACUCUGAAAUGGUAAUUGUUGGUUGUUUUACAUUAGUCAGCUGUCAUUCAUUUAAUUUGUGUGGAUGUAUGCAUACCAUUUUGGUUGGCACUCUUCGGUUCUGAUUGGUUAAAAAUGAGAAUAGUACAUUUGUGUGUGUAUAUAAAGGGUCUGUUGUUUUGUGACCUGAGGCUGUUUACUAUUCCAUGUACCUUAGCUUGGGUUGUCAGAUUUUUUGUUGUUGUUGAUGCAAGUGGUCUUUGUCCACAUUGAAUGAGCUGUGGCUGAAUAUACAUGUAUAUGAUUUUAAGUGACCAUCUAUUUUUUUUGUUCUUUCUUUCUUAGAUAGGUCUGUAACCCCCUGUUAACUAUCUGUGGAGAGUGAGAAAUGUAGCGGUUUUCUUCAAGACCAUUUACCCUUGUACAUUAUUCUGCUUUCCUCUAUUUUUGUGUAACUUUGAGCUUGAAUACGCCAAGCUCCUUGUCUUGUGAAUGGGCUGACAUGUAUUAUUUUGGAGAGAUGGUACUCGAGCAGAACAUCGAUAAGAACUUCUUCAGACCGGUUGGCCUUUUUCUUAGUCGUGCUUUUGUUUAAAAAAAAAUGUAUUUAAUGAAUUAGCUGCAACAUCUAUGUCCACCAGUGCUACUGAUUUUACGACUUUUAGAUUGAGCCCUUAAAUGUUAAAUACAAUCAUUGUGUCUAUUGUCAUAAACUGGCAUCCAUUUUAAUAUUCAUAACAUCCAACUUGCUGUGACUGUUGGUCCCAAAUGUCACUCUAUUCCCUACACAGUGCUCUAAGUUUGACUAGAGCACUAUUAGCUAUAUAUAGUGCACUACUGUUGACCAGGACCGGUCAACAAUAGUGCACUAUAUAUAGGACAUAGGGUGCCAUUUGAGAUGCACUUAUGGAGGGCUCACACUGAGUCCCCAUCCUCUCCUUACCAACCAUUUUAUUUAAAUGAUUCAGCGGUGUUCAUUCCUUACUUUUGAACAUUCCUUAGUGACCUUUGGUGUAAUACAGGGGUGGCCAUCCUGGUCCUGGAGAGCCUCGGUACUGAAGCAUUUUACUUCAAUGGAUAACAUUUGGACUGUAAGUCCCAACUGUUGUUGGUUUCAAAGUAUGCUGCUUGAGAGAGGGCCGUGAAUGCUCAUGUCUUACUUUGAGAGACUAGGUCCUUGGUUGGCCACCUGUACUGUAGUGGUGUGUCAUUCCUCAUGUAAAUGAAGAUCUCUAGACCAUGCCUCUGGCUUUAGUGACUGUGUUUAAUAUGUUGUGGUGAAGCCAUUGUUUUGUCAUGUGUAAAAGUGGGUCCUCUUGACUUAAUUGUCCUUGAAAGAAUAAAAUACACCAAACUGACCGUUCAA
Molecule: messenger RNA, 2955 nt
Organism: Salvelinus sp. IW2-2015
Lineage: Eukaryota; Metazoa; Chordata; Actinopteri; Salmoniformes; Salmonidae
Product: V-type proton ATPase 21 kDa proteolipid subunit c''
Biological process (GO): proton transmembrane transport
Cellular component (GO): proton-transporting V-type ATPase, V0 domain; membrane
Molecular function (GO): proton-transporting ATPase activity, rotational mechanism
Source: RefSeq, a predicted model, not a curated record